CUACUCCCUGCUGUUUCACUACAGUAUAUAAUGUAUACAGUGCUAAUUGUAGAAACAAAUUAGGCCUGGGAAAUAUGACGAUAUAUAUCGUGUGAUAGAAAAACGUAUAUCGUUUCAUAUUAUGCUCUAUCGCUUAUUUCGUUGUGUUGCAAAUCACUCUUUAUGGCAAUAUUUUUGUCAAUUGGACGACGCUUUGCAUUCUUGGAAGGAAAUAUGAAACACAAACACACAUGGAGAAGAGUGAACGUGACACAGCACGGAGACACGGAGCUCGUACCUAAAAGAGAGGCUACCUCGAUCGCAUGGACGUGGUUUGGGUAUGAAAAGUCUUACACGGACAAGAAAACCGUCCUCUACAAAAUAUGCCGCAGGCCGGUCCCGAAAACAGGCUCAAACAGCACUAACCUCUUUUACCACCUACGCAAUAAUCAUGUGAAACAGUUCGGAGAUAAUAAUGUGAAACAGUUCGGUGAGAGUCUAUGGAUGAGACCGAAAAAAGUACAGUCGUGCUAAAAACCAAACCCCCGACUCAGGCGUUGCAAGAGGCAAACGUUUACCCGCUGCACACCAUAUGGUAAAGAAUCACGAAUAUGGAAGGAGAUAACAGCUGCCGUUACAACUUACAUCUGCAAAGACAUGGCCCCAAUUUACAUGGUUGAGAAAGAAGGUUUCGUGAGCCAAGAGAGAAGCACCACGGCCUCUGAGCACGGUCUGUCUCCAGGGCCCAUCAAUGGCUGCUCUUCCUCCUCCAACCCCCAGCCCAAUGCAGGCAACAGCAGCAAGCCCUGGAGGAGUAAGUCCCUGAACACCAAGCACAGCACCACCUCCUCCAUGCUGUCCGUCAAACAGGACCCUCCCACCAGGCAGCCCGCGGCCACACCCCUAGAGGUCCUCCCUAAAGUCAUCGCCCAGAAGUCCAUGCUGGAGAAAUUCAAGCUUUUCAACAGCAAAGGAGGCUCCAAGGCAGCUGGAGUCCAUACUGACAGGCCGACAGGGCAGGAGACGGAGUCGAUGGAGUCGCGUCCCACCAGCAAUGACCAGCUAGAGGAGGCAGAGGGGAACUCCCGGCCCCCCAGUGUCAUGGCGACCAGCCCCAAGCUUGCCCUGAAGGGCAUUGCCCAGCGCACCUUCGGCAGGGUCCUCACCCCCCAGAAGAGCUCUCUGAAGACUGGGGAGAAGGAGAAGGACAAGGCACGGGAGGGAGGCUCCAAGCGGGGGUUCGUCACAGAGCAGGAGGAGCCCAGGGAUGACACCAGGCAGGAGAGAGUAGGUUCAGACUCAGCGGAGCCCAAGAGGAACACUAAGAGUACCAGCCUCAUCCCAAAAGGAGGCAAGGCUGGCAGUGGCAAAAAGGAGGUUUCAGCCCCAGCAGCACACAGCGGAAUACAAAAGCCAGGGUUCAAGGCAGGGAAGACCUCAGGGGUGCCCUCUUCUGGUCGAGAUGGAGACAGGCCCAGCAGUUUGAGGUCCGGUGGGGGUGGUGGUCACUCGGUGCACAAGUGCCAGCUGGACAGCAGAAGCUCCAGCUCCUGCUCCAGCCUGGCCUCCUCUGAAGGGAGGUCUCACCAUCAACACCACCAUACCAACGGAGCUCCCCCAGUGGCCACCACAGCCAGCAACACCAUCAGUGUCCAGCUACCUCAUCCUCAGCAGCAAUACAACCACCCCAACACUGCCACUGUUGCACCAUUCAUGUACAGGUCUCAGCCUGAUGUGACUGGAGCAGACAUGAUGAUGGAGGCAGCGGGGUCACUGGAAGGUCACAGAGAGACUGCAGCCAUCAGCAAGUCAGCAGACAACUCCCAGGAGGACCUCACAGGUGAAGACCCUGAGGCCAGGCGGUUGCGGACGGUGAAGGGCAUUGCUGAUCUGAGGCAGAACCUGGAGGAGACCAUGUCCAGCCUGAGGGGAACACAGAUUAGCCACAGCACCCUAGAGACCACCUUCGACAGCAGUGUCACCACCGAGAUCAGCGGGAGAGGCAUGCUCAACCUGUCCCCCCGCCCCAACCCAGCGCUGCCCUGGCGACUGUGCCCCUCCAGCCCACGUCUGCAGGCAGGUGACGCCCCCUCUGUGGGAAAUGGGUACGCAGUGGUGAUGCGGAGCAGCUCCAGUGGCAUGGUGAGCCCAGAGGAUGGGCGCUACCUCCGCAGCAGGCAGACACCAGGACAGGAGAGUAACACUGUGUGUGACCUGUCAGACAAGAUGGAAGAGCUGGAGGGCAUUGCCAUAGAGACCACAGGGUACAUGAGCGAUGGGGACGUGCUAGGGAAGAACAUCCACAUGGACAAAGUCACCAGUGGCUACAUGGCGGACGGUGGGGUGGGCAUAUACACACGCCGCCUCAACCGCCUGCCGGAUGGCAUGGCUGUGGUUCGAGAGACACUCCAUCGUAACAGUUCCAAGGGCCAAGGGGACGCCACCGACAGUUGGGACGACAGCAGCUCGGUGAGCAGUGGGGUCAGUGACACUAUCGACACAGAUGACAUCAACACCAGUUCCUCAGUCAGCUCCUACGUCAACACUCCGUCCGCCUCCUGCAAGGACAUAGAGGGACAGCUCCAGACAGACGCAGAGAAGCACCUGGCCUUCGAGCAGAACUCUGUGUGGUCCGGCAGCGACGAGGUCAAGAGGUCAGACGGUGUCUCAGACAACGGGGUUAAAAUGGAGUCGGGCUCCAAGUAUUGCCGCCACCCCUCAGACAUGUCGGACGAGUCGGACAGGAGCUCCUCAGGCCGCAAUACGCCCUCCGUGGCCCACACAGGCUCCUGGAGACGGGGAAUGAGCGCCCAGAUGGGCGUAACCUCCCCCAGGACCAAGGCCCCCAUCACGCCAGGCUGUGCAACUCUGAAGACCCAUGUUACAGGUAAAACGGACGACGCCAAGGUGUCUGAGAAGGGCCAGCAUCAUCUCUCUCCCCGGGCCAAGUGUAGCAUGCAGCGCUCCCCAUCAUACACGGGCCGCAGCAGUGGAGACGAGGCCAAGAAGCCCCCCUCCUCCUCCAGCUCCAGCCGCACCCCCACCACCAACACCUUUGGAUUUAAGAAGCAUGCAGGAGGAGGUAUGACCAUGGUGACAGCCAGCGGAGUGACCAUCACCAGUGGCUCAGCCACCCUGGGAAAGAUCCCCAAGUCAGUGCAGCUCCACGGGGGUCGGGGUCUUGGUCGCCAGGCCAGUGUGGAUGAUGGCUACCUACCUGUGAGCUCACACUCCACCCUGCAGUACCGCAGCCUCCCCCGGCCCAGCAGAGCCUCUGGUGGGGGACGCAGCACAAGCCGCUCGUCCAGCAACAGCAUCGACUCCAAUCUCAGCAGCAAGUCCAACACGCUCCAUGGCCCCAAAAGCCGCAGCCAAGUCCCCAAACCCAGCGCUGGUGGCACCCCCCUUCCUGGCUCUGGAUCCAACCAGACAGACCGGGAGAAGGGGGUGUCCUCUGAAGCCAGUCCCACAGCCCCGGGAGCCAGGCAACCAGGGGGAAAGUACCCAGACGUCUCCUCCCCUACCAUGCGCAGACUGUUCGGAGGCAAGCAGGGCAAGCAGCAUGCCCCAGUCACCACCACAGAGAACAUGAACAACUCCACCGUCAUCUCCAACCUCCACGCCAACUCUGGCCAGCAGGGCGGCGCUCUGGACUCCCCCUCAGCCAGUAGCGGGGGCAGUAGCCCUCUAUAUGGGGGUGGAGGUCGUCUGGGUGUGGAGGCACACUCCCUCUCCCCCCUGGCCUCCAGUCCCAGUUCGGCCCUGUCCACCCCCUCCCACAGCCUGGCCUGGAACAGCACCCUCAGCAGGGACACUCUGAGCCCCGGCUACCCCUCCCUCAGCAGCCUUGCCACCAGCAGCGAGUCCAUCGACCUGUCUCUGGGCAGCGGAGGCCACGGACACCACGGCCCUGGUCACGACACACUGCCAGCCUGCGUCAGGAACAACGGCAUCAAAACUGGCUUCUCAGACAGCCUUAGCCCUCUCUCCUCUCCCUUGGGUAGUCCCAGCCGAAACACUUUACCCCGGAAACAGGACAGGUACGGCCACCUGCCCCAGCUACGUAGUCAUGACGACCACCGGGAUUGGCUGCGUUCCCACUCUGCAGGAGGUCUUCAGGAGUCUGCCGCCAGCUCACCCUUCUACCCCACCUCCAGCCUCACCUCGCCCUCCGGAGCCCGCUUCAACUUCUCCCAGCUUGCAGGCAGCCCUACCACGGCGGCACAGAUCAACCUGGCAAACCUCCGCAGCGGCCUGGCCAAUCAGGACGGUUCGUAUGACCCAUACAGUGACCCCCGUCUGAGGAACUCGUCCAUGUCUCUAGAGGAGAAGAGUCGCACCAUGACCAGCUCUGGGUCCUCCAGAGAAGGCCUGGAGGAGGUCCACGCCUCCUCUGUGUCUCUGGUGUCCAGCACUUCGUCUGUCUACUCCACGCCUGAGGAGAAAGCUCAGUCAGAGAUUCGUAAGCUGCGGAGAGAACUGGACGCCUCCCAAGAGAAGGUGUCUGCUCUGACCACUCAAAUGAGUGCUAAUGCUCACCUGGUAGCAGCAUUUGAGCAGAGCUUGGGGAACAUGACCAUCCGACUCCAGGGACUUACCACCACGGCUGAGCAGAAGGACUCUGAGCUAAACGAGCUGAGGAAGACCAUAGAACACCUGAAGAAGCAGAAUACCGCAGUCCAGGCAGUCAUCAACGGUGACAUCAAUCUCCCAGAGACCUCCUGCAACGGUGAUAGGUCAGCUUCAGCCAAUGAGAGCUCCCAGUCUCACCUGGACCUGCGUAUCCACAGACAGCACUCAUCUGACAGUGUGUCCAGCAUCACAAGCGCCACCAGCCACUCCAGUGUGGGCAGCAACCAGGAGCUGGACUCCAAGAACAAGAAGAAGAAGAACUGGCUGCGGAGCUCCUUUAAGCAGGCAUUUGGGAAGAAGAAGUCGCCCAAGUCUGCGUCCUCCCACUCAGACAUUGAGGAGAUGACCGACUGUUCCCUGCCCUCCUCCCCCAAGCUAACAGCAUAUAACUGCUCCACCACCUCUACACCCAUGCUCCAGAACUCCCACUCCAACUCUUUGAUCUCAGAGUACACAGACAGCGAGGCGGAGAAGGUGAUGGGGCUCCGCAGUGAGCUCCGAGACAAGGAGAUGAAGCUGACUGACAUACGCCUGGAGGCCCUCAGCUCCGCCCACCAGCUGGACCAGCUCAGGGAGUCCAUGAACCGCAUGCAGGGCGAGAUAGAUAGGCUGAAGACCGAGAAUGACUGUCUGAAGAUGGAGAGUCAGGGCAGCUGCAGCAGAGCAGCCUCACAGGCCUCAGUGGCCUCACCCUCAGCGGGCCAGUCACAGCACGGCCUCGCCCUAACAGAGUCCACCAGCCUCGACAUGCUGUUGGAGGACAACGGGGACGGUAGCUCAUGGAAAGAAGGACAACACGUCAAGGUGGUCGUAACUCUGGAUGAGGACACCAAGUGGAAAGAGGACCGUAGACCUCGUCAUUUCCUGAUUGGUUGCAUUGGUGUCAGUGGGAAAACUAAGUGGGAUGUGCUUGAUGGGGUGGUCAGACGUCUCUUCAAGGAGUACAUCAUCCAUGUGGACCCAGUCAGCCAGCUGGGUCUAAACUCAGACUGUGUCCUGGGCUAUAGCAUUGGGGACAUCCAUCGCACCAGUGGGGCUGACACCCCUGAACUCCUGCCCUGUGGAUACCUUGUUGGAGAUAGUGACACCAUCUCUGUCUCCCUCAAAGGUGUGUGUGAGCACAGCCAGGACAGCCUGGUAUUCGAGACACUGAUUCCCAAGCCCCUACUGCAGCGCUACGUGUCCCAGCUGCAUGACCACGGCAGGAUCAUCCUGUCUGGCCCCAGCGGCACUGGAAAGAGCUUCCUGGCCAGCCGGUUGGCCGAACACAUGGUGCUGAGGGAGAGGAGAGAGGUCACCGAUGGGACCAUUGCCACGUUCAACGUAGACCACAAGUCAAGCAAGGAGCUGUGUCAGUACCUGUCUAACCUGGCUGACAAGUGUAAUAGUAUGAGUCAUGGGGUGAACAUGCCCCUGGUGGUCAUACUGGACAACCUGCACCGCAGCAGCUCCCUGGGAGAGGUCUUCAAUGGCCUGCUCAGCUGCAAGCACCACCGCUGGCCUUAUAUAAUUGGAACAAUGAAUCAGGCUACAUCGACCACUCCCAACCUCCAGCUUCAUCAUAACUUCAAGUGGGUGCUGUGUGCCAACCAUACUGAGCCAGUGAAGGGCUUCCUGGGUCGGUUCCUGAGGAGGAGGCUGAUGGAGACAGAGAUCAGCAGCCGACAGCGCAAUGCUGAGCUGGUGAGGAUCAUCGAGUGGAUCCCUACUGUCUGGCAUCACCUCAACCGGUUCCUGGAGUCCCACAGCUCCUCGGACGUCACCAUCGGCCCCCGCCUCUUCCUGUCCUGCCCCAUGGAUGUGGAGGGAUCCAGAGUGUGGUUCACAGAUCUGUGGAACUAUUCCAUCAUUCCCUACAUGCUGGAGGCUGUCCGAGAGGGGCUGCAGCUGUAUGGGAGGAGAGCCCCAUGGGAGGAUCCAGCACAGUGGGUGGUGGAGAGCUAUCCCUGGGCAGCCAGCCCCCUGCAGCACGAAUGGACCCAGCUGCUGAAGCUCCGGCCAGUGGACGUGGGAUUCGAUGGAUACUCCAUCUCCAAAGACGGCUGUCCCAGCAAGCAGCUUCCCCAGGGAGACACUAACGGAGACCCCCUGAUGAACAUGCUGAUGAAGCUAAAGGAAGCGGCCCACUGCUCCGCCAGCACUCAGAGCUACGACAGCGACUCCAACAGCAACCAGGAUCACCAUGACAACACCGUGCUGGACUUAUCACUGGAGUGCACACUAUGAGUCUCACUGGGUCAGAUAAUACUCACUGUGGCUGGGACACAUCCUAACUUGAGAUAACUUUGUGUUAAUCAUCCAUUGACAUCAAUGGGAGACUGAUAUGAGGUUAUGUAUUUGAAGAUGUAUUUGAAGUUAGAAUUUGGACCUCUGUGAUUUCAUAUCUUUAGGCAGACAUAUUGCAUAAUAGCUGGAACUCACUACUUUCCAAAAAGGGGUUUUCAAAGGGUCCUCCUAUGGGGACAGCCGAAGAAGCCUUUUAGGUUCUAGAUAGCACCUUUUAUUCUAAGAGUGUAGGCCUUACAGGGCUAUUACAUUCCGGCCCUGAAGGGAUGAAAUACUUCUGUUUUUUCAUCCUCUCCUUCUAAUUCAGAUCUGGAAACCACUUGAAUACAAUUAACUACCAGAUAGAAACCAAAAAACUGAAAUGUUUCUCCCCUCCAGGACUGGAAUUGAAUAGCCUUGGGCCAUACUGGGUGCUGGUAACCCAAGAUAAAAAUCCCAGUCAAAGUUCAAUAACCUGAAUAAUUUCAACUCAGUACUCUACUAUGUUCAGUGUUUAUUAGGAGUCUGUUUACAAUCACAGGCAAAGACAGUCAACCAUAUAAAUAAAUGACAAAUCUUAUGAGACGUCAAACCUGUUGCCUUGACUGUGACCUAACCUAGGCUAUAGCUCAUGAGAUGUCAAACCUGUUGCCUUGACUGUGACCUAACCUAGGCUAUAGCUCAUGAGAUGUCAAACCGGUUGCCUUGACUGUGACCUAACCUAGGCUAUAGCUCAUGAGAUGUCAAACCGGUUGCCUUGACUGUGACCUAACCUAGGCUAUAGUUUAUCAGAUGUCAAACCGGUUGCCUUGACUGACCUAACCUAGGCUAUAGUUUAUCAGAUGUCAAACCGGUUGCCUUGACUGUGACCUAACCUAGGCUAUAGCUUAUGUGGUCCAAACUGAGUAGCAAUAACUGGAUAUACAUUCACUCAGCUGCAUAGAGCUUUCUAUUUAUUUCUUUUUAUUUCACCUUUAUUUAACCAGGUAGGCAAGUUGAGAACAAGUUCUCAUUUACAAUUGCGACCUGGCCAAGAUAAAGCAAAGCAGUUCGACACACAACAACACAGAGUUACACAUGGAGUAAAACAAACAUACAGUCAAUAAUACAGUAGAAAAAUAAGUCUAUAUACAAUGUGAGCAAGUGAGGUGAGAUAAGGGAGGUAAAGGCAAAAAAAGGCCAUGGUGGCAAAGUAAAUACAAUAUAGCAAGUAAAACACUGGAAUGGUAGAUUUGCAGUGGAAGAAAGUGCAAAGUAGAGAUAUAAAUAAUGGGGUGCAAAGGAGUAAAAUCAAUACAGUAGGGGGAGAGGUAGUUGUUUGGGCUAAAUUAUAAAUGAGCUAUGUACAGGUGCAGUAAUCUGUGAGCUGCUCUGACAUCUGGUGCUUAAAGCUGGUGAGGGAGAUAAGUGUAUCCAGUUUCAGAGAUGUUUGUAGUUUGAUCCAGUCAUUGGCAGCAGAGAACUGGAAGGAGAGGCGGCCAAAGGAAGAAUUGGUUAUGGGGGUGACCAGAGAAAUAUACCUUCUGGAGCGCGUGCUACAGGUUGGUGCUGCUAUGGUGACCAGCGAGCUGAGAUAUAAGGGGGGACUUUACCUAGCAGCUUGACCUGUGUGCAUCUUCUUAGAGGAGAGGCACACACCAUGGUGGACAUAUUUUUUUAUGCUUAACUUUCAAAUGAUGCCUUGCUACUUUUAUAACAACGGUGGUAACACGCAUGCCUUUAAUGAACAUGAUUUCUAUAGAGGCUGUGCAGAGUUUAGGUGCUGGCUGCUAGCUUGUUCAGACUUUGAUGAAAACACAUCCUUUCUGUGCACCUAGCGGGUAGCAAAAAGGUCUAGGCUUUUGUUAGGGAUUUUUUUUAAUCAGUGAUGCUUAUAGGAUUUUUUGGUGCUCUGCUUGGGAAAAUGUGAACUUAUUGACAGAUUUUUUUUAUAUAUAUAUUACCUCAUGAGCGUUUCAAACAGUAUCCCAACCGUGCUUGUUUGUCUUUUAUUCAGCUCAAAACGGAGCGCAAUCCCUGCAUGAAAUGCUUCAACCCAGUGUUUCUCUUAUAGAGGCACUUUGGACAUGUAGACCCACAUCUGAAAGGUCCCAGUCUAGAAAGGAAUCAGAGCGACUGCAUGGCUUUGAGACAGAGGCUGGCGUGUCUAGUCAUUCACUCUGGAGAAUUAGCACCAGGACCAUUUGCAUCAAGUGUUAAUGGGAUCCUCAGUGUUGCUGUAUUGGAGUGACUAGAAUUGAUUCCCUAAUAAGAUGGAGUUUUUUCAGAGUGGCUUAUGCUACUACGAGGCACCACUUUGGUUGCUCCCCCUCACAAGGUCCCCAUUAUCUGCCAGUGUUGUUGCUGUUCAUCCUCUGAGUGUUCUUAGAAACAAAUGCUAUGCAAAUUUCAUUUGGAAUUUUUGACUAAAGCCAAAACAAAAAUUCCCUUCCAUUUUUACGUUAUUGUCAAAAGUUGUAUUGUAAGUACAUUGAUCUGUGAAUAUUUUGAGGUUUGUAUUUUCACUACCAUAUCUUACUGGAUUGUAAAAGGGUGAUGCAAGCACAAAUAGAAAAUGUUUGUUUUUCUUUUCUUGGUCCCACAAAGUUUGGAUGUUGGAAUGUUGUGAAAAGGUGUGCUAUUGAAUCUAGUUGUUAAUAAGGUUUAAUAAUUAUUUGAUAUGUGUAUUUUGCUUAUGUAAAAAAAAAGUCAAUAUUUGAUCUGAAUCCCACGUUUUGAAAACAUUUAUAAAUCUUGUACAGAAAUAGAGUAGUCAUUUGUGUACAGUUUGGUUUAUAGAUUGUAUGUUAAUAUGUUGUCAAUAAUUUAGGUGAAAUAUCAUGAGACUGAGAAUAAAUCUGGUCACGAUACUGUACUUUUCAUUUUUUUGUAUUCAGAGAAAUCCUCUAAAUCAGUGUAAGUUAUUUUAAAUGCAUAAAGUUUUAUUUGAUCUCAUGUGGUUUUAAAUAUUGUUCAGCAAUGUUCAGUGUGUUAAGCCCAGUUCCAUUGUCUCAACUCUGUCUCAAUUUUCUUUUAUUUAGGCUACCUAUGUAA
Oncorhynchus kisutch (coho salmon) is the source of this 9909-nucleotide messenger RNA. Its product is annotated as neuron navigator 2. The transcript is spliced from 32 exons. Bases 637 to 6837 code for a protein of 2066 amino acids. The record is from RefSeq and is a predicted model, not a curated record. NCBI's taxonomy places the organism in Eukaryota, Metazoa, Chordata, Actinopteri, Salmoniformes, Salmonidae. Gene Ontology annotation, molecular function: ATP hydrolysis activity. Gene Ontology annotation, biological process: neurogenesis; nervous system development.